Molecule: messenger RNA, 2730 nt
Organism: Carlito syrichta (Philippine tarsier)
Lineage: Eukaryota; Metazoa; Chordata; Mammalia; Primates; Tarsiidae
Gene: MAGED1
Product: MAGE family member D1
Exons: 13
Coding region: 167-2515 (782 amino acids)
Biological process (GO): negative regulation of transcription by RNA polymerase II
Cellular component (GO): nucleus
Source: RefSeq, a predicted model, not a curated record
GCCCAAGCUGCCGCGCUGGCAUUUUCUCCUGGACAAGGGGAGAGUGCGGCUGCUGAGAACCCAGCACAGCAAUCCUGAUCCUCUGAGUCGUGACGAAGGGAGACAGCGAGGGGGUUGGGGUUGGGGCCUGAGGCAAGGCUCCGCUCUUGCCAGAGGGACAGGAGCCAUGGCUCAGAAAACGGACGGUGGUGCGGGCCGCCUCGGCUACCAGGCCGAGGCCUCUGUAGAAGACAGUGCGUUGCUUAUGCAGACCUUGAUGGAGGCGAUCCAGAUCUCCGACGCCCCACCUACUAACCAGGCCAUGGCAGCUGCCAGUGGGCCAAAUGCUAGUCCCGAGAGUUCACAGCCCCCAACUGCCAAUGAGAUGGCUGACAUUCAGGUGUCAGCAGCUGCUGCCAGGCCCAAGACAGCCUUUAAAACUCAGAAUGCCACCACAAAAGGCCCAAAUGGUGCCUAUGAUUUCCCUCAGACUCAUAAUGCCAAGGAGAUGCCCAACACCCAGCCCAAGGCAGCCUUUAAGUCCCACAAUGCCACCUCAAAGGGCCCAAAUGCUGCCUAUGAUUUUUCCCAGACUGCAACCACUGGUGAGUUAGCUGCUAACAAGUCUGAGGUGGCCUUUAAGGCCCAGAAUACCACCACUAAGGUGGGCCCAAAUGGCACCUACGGUUUCUCUCAGUCUCUAAAUGCCAAUGAGAUGGCUAACAGCCGGCCUAAGACAGCCUUCAAGGCUUGGAAUGAUACCACCAAGGCCCCAACAGCUAAUACCCAGAACCAGAAUGUAAAUCAGGCCAAAACGGCCACUUCCCAGGCUGACAUAGAGACCGACCCAGGUAUCUCUGAAACUGACGGUGCAGCCGCACAGACAUCAGCAGAUGGUUCCCAGGCUCAGAAUCUGGAGUCCCGGACUAUAAUUCGGGGCAAGAGGACCCGCAAGAUUAAUAACUUGAAUGUGGAAGAGAGUAGCAGUGGGGAUCAGAGGCGGGCCCCAAUGACUGCAGGGACCUGGAGGUCUGCACCUGUUCCAGUGACCACUCAGAACCCACCUGGCGCACCCCCCAAUGUGCUCUGGCAGACCCCACUGGCUUGGCAGAACCCCUCAGGCUGGCAAAAUCAGACAGCCAGGCAGACCCCACCAGCACGCCAGAGCCCCCCAGCUAGGCAGACCCCACCAGCCUGGCAAAACCCAGUUGCUUGGCAGAACCCAGUGAUCUGGCCAAACCCAAUAAUCUGGCAGAACCCGGUGAUCUGGCCGAAUCCCAUUGUCUGGCCUGGCCCAGUUGUCUGGCCGAACCCACUGGCUUGGCAGAGUCCACCUGGAUGGCAGACCCCACCUGGAUGGCAGACCCCGCCAGGCUGGCAGGGCCCUCCAGACUGGCAAGGCCCUCCUGACUGGCCAAUACCACCUGACUGGCCAUUGCCACCCGACUGGCCACUUCCCACUGACUGGCCGCUUCCACCUGACUGGAUUCCCGCUGAGUGGCCAAUUCCACCUGACUGGCAGAACCUGCGACCCUCGCCUAACCUGCGCCCCUCCCCCAACUCGCGUGCCUCACAGAACCCGGGUGCUGCACAGCCCCGAGACGUGGCCCUUCUUCAGGAACGAGCAAAUAAGUUGGUCAAGUACCUGAUGCUUAAAGACUACACAAAGGUGCCCAUCAAGCGCUCAGAAAUGCUGAGAGAUAUCAUCCGUGAAUACACUGAUGUUUAUCCAGAAAUCAUUGAACGUGCAUGCUUUGUCCUAGAGAAGAAAUUUGGGAUUCAACUGAAAGAAAUUGACAAGGAAGAACACCUAUAUAUUCUCAUCAGUACCCCUGAAUCCUUGGCUGGCAUACUGGGAACGACCAAAGACACACCCAAGCUGGGUCUCCUCUUGGUGAUUCUGGGUGUCAUCUUCAUGAAUGGCAACCGUGCCAGCGAGGCUGUCCUCUGGGAGGCACUACGCAAGAUGGGACUGCGUCCUGGGGUGAGACAUCCCCUCCUUGGAGAUCUGAGGAAACUUCUCACUUAUGAAUUUGUAAAGCAGAAAUACCUGGACUACAGACGAGUGCCCAACAGCAACCCUCCUGAGUAUGAGUUCCUCUGGGGCCUCCGUUCCUACCAUGAGACUAGCAAGAUGAAAGUGCUGAGAUUCAUUGCAGAGGUUCAGAAGAGAGACCCUCGUGACUGGACUGCACAGUUCAUGGAGGCUGCAGAUGAGGCCUUGGAUGCUCUGGAUGCUGCUGCAGCCGAGGCUGAGGCCCGGGCUGAAGCGAGAACCCGGAUGGGUAUCGGAGAUGAGGCUGUAUCUGGGCCUUGGAGCUGGGAUGACAUUGAAUUUGAGCUGCUGACCUGGGAUGAGGAAGAUUUUGGAGAUCCCUGGUCCAGAAUUCCAUUUACCUUCUGGGCCAGAUACCACCAGAAUGCCCGCUCCAGAUUUCCUCAAACCUUUGCUGGUCCUAUUAUUGGCCCCGGUGGUACAGCCAGUGCUAACUUUGCUGCCAACUUUGGUGCCAUUGGUUUCUUCUGGGUUGAGUGAGAUGUUGGAUAUUGCUAUCAAUUGCAAUAGUCCUUCCCGAGUGAGGCUGAAGCCUCAGGUUCCUUCUCAAACACAGCUAUCUAGAGAGCCACAUCCUGUUGACUGAAAGUGGCAUGCAAGAUAAAAUUAUUUGCUGUUCCUUGUCUAUUGCUUUUUUUCCCUUGUGUGCUGUCACGUUUUGGUAUCAGAAAUAAACAUUGAAAUUGCAAAGUGAA